GAAAGUGAGGAGAGAAGUUGUGUUUAGACUCUCCGGAGCGCUUUUAUUUACUUGUUAUCCGCUCUAUAACACAGUUACAGUGCUAUUGUACUGUAUAGUGCUCUAAACCGCAGCGUUCAGUUCAGUUUUACUGCGGAACCUCUGAAGAGGCAGUUCAGCCGGACUGUGGAGUAAAGGCGCUUCUCCGCGGACUGAGAGCUGCUGCUGCUGCUGAGUUUCCUCGCGCCUGUCUGCAGCAGCUCGGCCGGACCUCGCGUGUGAGUUGAACACGGAGAGUGUUCUGAUCUUCCCGUCGCUCGUGCACUGCGUCGUCUCCCGCUGUGAGUGCUGGGGACUGCUGCGUUCUGACCGGGAGCACCGCGAACCGCGAGUCUGUUGUCAUGGCUACUGAGGACGCCAUGUCCGCGAGCUCUGUGUGAACCAAAUGAAAAUAUUCUCCUGAAAUUCAUCACCAACAACCAAGAUAUUUAUCAAAGAUCAAAGUUAAACUGCUGAAAGAGAUGAAGCACAAGCCGUCCUGAAGAAUCUCCAGAACACGCAGAAAUUGUUUGAUACAUUUAACAGACAAAUAAAGCCAAGUCCCGACAUGGAGAAACAUCAGCACUCUUUCAAGAGUUUUACCAAACAGAGUGAUCUCAAAAAACACCAGCGCAUUCACACAGGAGAGAAACAGUAUCACUGCUCAGACUGUGGGAAGAGUUUUACUGAACAAAUUGAUCUCAAAAUACAUCAGCGCAUUCACACAGGAGAGAAACCGUAUUACUGCUCAGACUGUGGGAAGAGUUUUACUCAACAGAGUGAUCUCAAAAUACACCAGCGCAUUCACACAGGAGAGAAACCAUAUCACUGCUCAGACUGUGGGAAGAGUUUUACUCAACAGAGUAAUCUCAAAAUACACCAGCGCAUUCACACAGGAGAGAAACCAUAUUACUGCUCAGACUGUGGGAACAGUUUUAAUCAACAUAGUCAUCUAAAACUGCACCAGCGCAUUCACACAGGAGAGAAACCGUAUUACUGCUCAGAAUGUGGGAAGAGUUUUAGUAGACUAGGGAAUCUAAAACUGCAUCAGCGCAUUCACACAGGAGAGAAACCGUAUUACUGCUCAGACUGUGGAAAGAGUUUUAAUAAACAGAGUAAUCUCAAAAUACACCAGCGCAUUCACACAGGAGAGAAACCGUAUUACUGCUCAUACUGUGGAAAGAGUUUUAAUAAACAGAGUAAUCUCAAAAUACACCAGCGCAUUCACACAGGAGAGAAACCCUAUCACUGCUCAGACUGUGGGAAGAGUUUUACUCGACAGAGUGAUCUCAAAAUACACCAGCGCAUUCACACUGGAGAGAAGCCGUAUCACUGCUCAGACUGUGGGAAGAGUUUUACUGAACAGGGUACUCUCAAAAAACACCAGCGCAUUCACACAGGAAAGAAAACUAUCCCAAAUUUGUCCCACGGCAAUUAAAAGUGUGAAUCGUAAAUUUUUCGGACAGAACACCUUAUUCUACACAAAUGUUUCACUUUGUCACUUGGGACACAUUCCACCAGAAACAAACAUGAACUGAAUUUAACAAUGGAUUUUACAGGUUCAGCAAAAUGAAUUUUAUCCAGGGAUGAUAUUUGUUAAAUUCCAUGUUAUGUUUUCUCGUAUUUUUGAUAUUCCAGGACAUCUUCAAGAGUUUUUAGGGUAGUUACCAUAGUUCAGUUCUGAAGAAGGGAAAAAACUUAAAAAUUUAGAUGUCAUAUUUGUUAGUGGUUAGAAUUAUUAGCUUUGAAUGCUUUGAAUGUUCGAUUAUUUCUAUUCAUUUCUAGAAUCUUUGUUUUCACUCUGUGGAAGCCGUCCUCAGUUCCCCAAGCUUAGCAUAGCUUAGCUUAAUGCUAUUAACCGCUAGGCCCAUCUGUAUGAAAGAAGAAGUGAAAAAACACCACCUGAGGAACUCCAGAGAGUGCUCCCAAAAGUGAGACCCAGAGCCACAGAGAGACGACACUGGGCUCGGGUACCACCAUGUGGACCGGAGGAGCAUCCAGACCCCGCAGAGAGGCCAACAAAAUCCUUUUCAGAGGUAAAAAAAAAAAAAAACGCUCCUGCUGUAGUUCCCAUACUGAAAUCAACCCACUCCAGACUUGUGCAGCGCUGUAAGGUUGCAGGCUCAUUCAUUCCCUCUGCUGCUGUUCUCGUUUGUCUAUGGUUCGGUCUGAUUAAAAAUCUGUUACCAUAGAGGGACAUUUGGUUGUUGUAUUACUCAAGUUUAUCUUUUCUUAUUGGGUAUUAUAUGUUGCUGAAGGUUGUUUAAUCGCCAAAUUCGCUAAGAAUAUCCAAAUCAUGUAGUUUCUUAAUUGUUUUUUUCCACUAUAAACUGUUAUCUUUGUAUUGCUUCACUUCUAUUUUUACUCAUCUGUGUGUUUAAAUAAACGGCUUUUAUAUUGCA
This is a messenger RNA of Astyanax mexicanus (Mexican tetra), 2420 nucleotides long. Its product is annotated as zinc finger protein 239-like. NCBI's taxonomy places the organism in Eukaryota, Metazoa, Chordata, Actinopteri, Characiformes, Acestrorhamphidae. Gene Ontology annotation, molecular function: DNA-binding transcription factor activity, RNA polymerase II-specific; RNA polymerase II cis-regulatory region sequence-specific DNA binding. Bases 587 to 1456 code for a protein of 289 amino acids. Gene Ontology annotation, biological process: regulation of transcription by RNA polymerase II. The record is from RefSeq and is a predicted model, not a curated record. The transcript is spliced from 2 exons.